Molecule: messenger RNA, 2369 nt
Organism: Erythranthe guttata (spotted monkey flower)
Lineage: Eukaryota; Viridiplantae; Streptophyta; Magnoliopsida; Lamiales; Phrymaceae
Product: protein Brevis radix-like 2
Source: RefSeq, a predicted model, not a curated record
CUUUAUUUAUGGCACAUCACAAUGGUUUUUUUUCUUCCCUUUUAUAGACAAAUUUAUUCCUGAAAUGUAGGCCUUCAGUGCUAUUUCCUUAUCUAUUUAUUGAAUAUGUACAAACACACAUACAUAUAAAUAUAAUUUUUUUUUUAUUUAUUAUUUUACAGUUUGAUACAUAAUUGAUUUUAGUAUUUAUUUAUGGUACUACUCCACAAUUUGUAGCAGAAUGUGACAAAAUAAUUCUAAUAUAAAUGAUUGAAGAGAUCAAAAAUCAAAUAAUUCACAAGGCCAUUAAUUCCUACAGUAUGGAUUUUUGGAUAAUUAAUUUUAAAAACCAAACCAGCAAAUUAAAUCCGAUCCUUGUUUUCAGGAUGUUAUGUCAAAUAUUCCACGUGCGAGAAAAAAAAAGACCGUUAAUCAUUAUUAAAUCCAAAAUUGAAUUGAAAUAUAUGUUAUACAAUAAUUCUAAAUGGAUUAUUAAUUUAUUAUAGCUACUGAAUUAUUAGAAGAAAAUAAAUACAAUAAAUAAAUACACAAACAAGUUGCUCCUCCUCUCCUCUCCCUCUGCUGCCACCUCUUCCCCCAUCGAGAACCCCACAAAUCUCAACAGUUUCUCUGAUCCGGUGAGAAAUAGUAGAGAGAGAGAAGAGAGAGGAGAGAGAAAAGAAGAGAGAGAGAGUCUGUGCUUUUUUCUCACUCCUCUUCGACUUCUGAGCUGUGACUUGUGAAGACGGAAAUAGAAUAAUCAAAUCCUUAUUUUUUUUCCCUUGAUCUAUGCUGCACUGUACUGCACUGCACCUCUCUCUCUCUCUCUCUCUUUCUCUCUCUAAAGUUUUAAAUCUCCGGAACCUAUGUUCUGUACGCUAUGUUUCCGCCAUUAACGCCACCUCGAUCACCUCCCAACUCUCGAUUCGAAGGGCCAUUUUCUCUCACACAAACAUUGUUUUUCCAACCUUAAAUUAAUUUUUUUUCCCUUCCUGUAUUUCCACUUUCUCAAAUUUUUAGGCAUUUUAUUUCGUUCUAGAGCAGUAUGUUAACCUGUAUCGCCUGCUCAAAGCAGCAGCAGCCACACACCAAUGGAUCUCUCCGCGACGCGCCGCCCGAAGACGACGAAAGCUCCGCCACUCCUUCCACCAAGCAAGCCAUCAAAACCCUCACCGCUCAGAUCAAGGACAUAGCAGUGAAGGCAUCAGGCGCGUACAAGAGCUGCAGGCCUUGUUCAGGCUCAUCCGGCCAUGACAGAGGUCGAGCCUACGUCGACUCCUCCGAUGCAGGCUCGGUUUCGGAGAGAUUUUACGGCUCGUACAGAAGAACCGGCAGCUCAAACUCCACUCCGAGGCUUCGCCGGAAGUUUAUAGAAGAAGCCAAGCUGAAAGCCCUUUCAAGCGGCUCUGCUACACCGGCUUCAGUCAGCGGUAGAACCGAUCACUCAGUAUUGUUCAUGGAGGAGGAUGAACCGAAAGAGUGGGUUGCACAGGUUGAGCCUGGUGUGCUAAUUACCUUCCUUUCGUUGCCUCAAGGUGGCAAUGAUCUCAAAAGGAUUCGAUUCAGUCGAGAGAUUUUUAACAAGUGGCAAGCUCAAAGGUGGUGGUCAGAGAACUACGACAAAGUAAUGGAAUUAUACAAUGUCCAGAGAUUUAAUCGUCACGAAGUACCAUUGCCUACUCCACCUCGAUCCGAAGAUGAGAACUCGAAGAUAGAAUCACCCGAGGACAGCCCCGUGACACCUCCACUGACAAAAGAGCAUCCGCCACGUCACUUCCAACGACCAAUAGGAACAGAGCACCAAACAGGUCAAUCUCGUAAUUACCACGACGAUGAGUCAGCAUCAGCUCUCAAUUCAACUCCAAAGCUCUCUAGCAUAAGCGCAGCCAAAACAGAGACAUCGUCCAUCGAUGCUUCUGCACGAUCGAGUUCUUCGAGAGAAAUCGACCACUCUGGGGAACUUUCAGUGAGCAAUGCUUCCGAUUUAGAGAGUGAGUGGGUCGAACAAGACGAACCUGGAGUCUACAUUACUAUCAGAGCUCUGCCAGGUGGCUCCCGUGAGCUUAGAAGAGUCCGAUUCAGCCGAGAACGAUUUGGAGAAACACAUGCGAGGUUGUGGUGGGAAGAGAACAAAGUAAGGAUUCAACAGCAAUACUUGUGAGUUGCUAAAACUAAGUAGGGCUAAAGAGAUUUAAUAAUAACAAAAUAUAAUGAGCUAUUGUCUUGAAUUACUUGAUUUAAAAUAGGUUUCGAUUUGUGCUGCGUUUUCUCUCCAUUCUUGUACGUAGAAGGUUUCGGUUAAGAUUUAAUCCAUUUUGUAAUUGCGUUUUAACUGUUUGGUUGAGUUUGAGUGGGAUAAUCAUAAUAGGUUUGUAGAUGCUACUCCCGGU